Molecule: messenger RNA, 2069 nt
Organism: Carlito syrichta (Philippine tarsier)
Lineage: Eukaryota; Metazoa; Chordata; Mammalia; Primates; Tarsiidae
Gene: CWC27
Product: CWC27 spliceosome associated protein homolog
Exons: 14
Coding region: 216-1637 (473 amino acids)
Biological process (GO): protein peptidyl-prolyl isomerization; protein folding
Cellular component (GO): catalytic step 2 spliceosome
Molecular function (GO): peptidyl-prolyl cis-trans isomerase activity
Source: RefSeq, a predicted model, not a curated record
AGCGGUGUUCGGGUCCGGGAGCAGCAUGGCGGCGUCCGUGAGAGGCUAGCUUUGGGCAAAGGUAGUGUUUGGUGUCGCUUCCUUGCGUGGUCUUGAUCAACGGACGCUUUCCUGGACCACCCGACUUAAGGAAAAGUGUACUGGUAGGCGGACUUUAGUGACCGACCGUCCGCUUGUAUCCCCGACAAGGAUCAGGGGCCUGGGCACUGACCAGGAUGAGCAACAUCUACAUCCAGGAGCCUCCCACGAAUGGGAAGGUUUUAUUGAAAACUACAGCUGGAGACAUUGACAUAGAGUUGUGGUCAAAAGAAGCUCCUAAAGCUUGCAGAAAUUUCAUCCAGCUUUGUUUGGAAGGUUAUUAUGACAACACCAUUUUUCAUAGAGUUGUACCUGGUUUUAUAGUCCAGGGGGGAGAUCCUACUGGUACAGGGACUGGUGGAGAGUCUAUGUACGGAGCCCCAUUCAAAGAUGAAUUUCACUCACGGUUGCGCUUUAAUCGGAGAGGCCUGGUUGCCAUGGCAAAUGCUGGUUCUCAUGAUAAUGGCAGUCAGUUUUUCUUUACGCUGGGUCGAGCUGAUGAACUUAACAAUAAGCACACCAUCUUUGGAAAGGUUACAGGGGAUACAAUAUAUAACAUGCUGCGACUGACAGAAGUAGACAUUGAUGACGAAGAAAGACCACGUAAUCCACACAAAAUAAAAAGUUGUGAGGUUUUGUUUAAUCCUUUUGAUGACAUCAUCCCAAGGGAAAUAAAAAAACCGAAAAAAGAGAAACCAGAAGAGGAAGUAAAGAAACUGAAACCCAAAGGCACAAAAAAUUUUAGUUUACUUUCAUUUGGAGAGGAAGCCGAGGAAGAAGAGGAGGAAGUAAAUCGAGUUAGUCGGAGCAUGAAAGGCAAAAGCAAAAGUAGUCAUGACUUGCUUAAAGAUGAUCCACAUCUCAGUUCAGUUCCAGCUGUAGAAAGCGAAAUGGGUGAUACAGCAGAAAAUUUAGAUGACGAUGGAGAAGAUGCAAGUGCAGAGCGUGGUGAUGAUGAUGAUGAUGAUGAAAAGAACCUGAUGAGAGAAAGAAUUGCAAAAAAGUUAAAAAAGGACACAAGCACAAAUGUUAGAUCAGCCAGAGAGAGAGAAGUGGAGAAGAAAUCAGUCAGCCGCAGCGAGGAACUCAGAAAAGAAGCAAGACAAUUAAAGCGGGAACUCUUAGCAGCAAAACAAAAAAAAGUAGAAAAUGCAGCAAAACAAGCAGAAAAAAGAAGUGAAGAGGAAGAAGCCACUCCAGAUGGUGCUGUUGCAGAAUACAGAAAAGAAAAGCAAAAAUAUGAAGCUUUGAGGAAGCAACAGCCAAAGAAGGGAACUUCCCGGGAAGACCAGACCCUCGAACUGCUGAACCAGUUUAAAUCUAAACUCACUCAAGCAAUUGCUGAAACUCCUGAGAACGACAUUUCUGAAACAGAAGUGGAAGAUGAUGAAGGCUGGAUGUCGCAUGUACUUCAGUUUGAGGAUAAGAGCAGGAAGGUGAAAGAUGCAAGCAUGCAAGACUCAGACACAUUUGAAAUCUAUGAUCCUCGGAAUCCCGUGAAUAAAAGAAGGAGGGAAGAGAGCAAAAAGCUGAUGAGAGAGAAAAAAGAAAGAAGAUAAAAUGAGAGGAAUGAUAACCAGUACUUGCUGGAUGUGUGUCUGCAGUGGCCUUGUUAACAGCCAUUGUUCUCACAGCAUCACUGAGGGAUGUGAAAAGAAGUGUUUUUGAGCUUGUUGUCUGGUUUUAAAAAGCAAUUAUCUUGUUUUGCACAUUGUGGAAUGAUAUAAGCAGAUGCUUUUGGUUACUAGUACAUGCUUUUUCUUUUCCUAUUGAUCUUUUAUAUUGCUAAUUUUGAAAUAAAGUCACUUUUCUUCCAUUUUAUGUGUUAAUUUGUGGACUGUGUAGGACUGUUUAUGUCCCUUUACCCUAAAAUAUGUAAAGACUUUCAUUUCAAGAUUUUUUUUUAUAAGAAGUUAUUGCAGGAAGAAUAUUUGAGAGAAACCUCCCAGGCACUAACUAUGGAAUAUAAUUCAAAAUUUUAAAUUAAAAAU